Messenger RNA from Staurois parvus, 334 nucleotides. The record is from the annotation of a GenBank genome assembly. Lineage: Eukaryota; Metazoa; Chordata; Amphibia; Anura; Ranidae.
GGGCAAUAGGGGAUCAUGGGGCCCCUGUGUCCUUGCCCAAACUCAAAAAAGCCUAUGAAAAAGGUACCAGGGGCAUCUCAUGGGGCCCCCUACUGACCCCAGGCCCUUCCAAAUGUUUCCAAAUGGUCAGUCCGCCCCUAACAGGGCCCCUGAUCACAGGGGCGGACUGAAAACUCAUGGGGCCCCCAGGCAAUAGGGGAUCAUGGGGCCCCUGUGUCCUUGCCCAAACUCAAAAAAAGCCUAUGUAAAAGGUACCAGGGGCAUCUCAUGGGGCCCCCUACUAACUCCGGGCCCUCGGGCAGUGCCCGAGUUUACAAGUGGUCAGUCCGCCCCU